AGAUUUUUUAUUAAUAAAGAUACGACGGUUUGUUUUUGGUCCACUUCCUCGUGGUCAAAUUAAAAAACCGUUUUCGUUUAUAAAAACAAUCCCGGGGCUGAUAAUUUAAACCCUAACCCGAACCCCAAUUCACCGAAAACUCCAAGAGGACGUUCUGCUACUACUUUGCAAUUUGCAAGUUUAAGAAAAGGGAAAUCAGAUGGAUUUGGAUGAUCUUAUCGUGCAUUUGGAGAAAGAGAAACAAGAGACUCUGGAGCAGCACGCCAAACGGCCUUGUGUCAGAGGCAAUACCUCCUCCGAAGAAGAAGAUGAAGAGAAAGUUGUUGAGGAUACGGCUGCCUCUGACGAAGAAGAAGAGGAGGAAGAGACAGAAGAUGAUACUGAUUCCGAUUCUGAUUCCGAAUAUGUGCCGUUUACGCCUAGACGUUUAAUGACUGAUGAAGAAAUUCGUGAACAUCGGAGGCAGGUUGCUGAAAGCAACGGAUUCGAUGUUGACUGGUUUGAAGGCAUUCUACCUGGUUCAAUUAAGCCCUAUACGUUGACCGAAGCAAACCGCCCUCCAUUGAUAGAUUUUUCCAAGCAAGCUUUGAAAGUCUACAAUGAGAGCAAUAAUACAACUUUUAUAUUUGAUAAGCUUAUCAAAUCAAAUGCUCAAUGUGUUGCUGGCACAAUGUUCUACAUUACUUUUGGGGCGCAAUCUGGCAAUAUACAUGGAACCUUUCGUGCUAGGGUAUGGGAAAAGAUAAUGGACGAAGGUUCGCAGGUUAUGUCUUGUGAGAAGUAUAUUGAGGAGCUUGUGUGAGUUUGUCAGGUGUUGGAGUUGGCUGGGAAUUCUUUCAGUUCAUUUGAGUUAGCGCCAAGUUUUUCACCAUGCUUCCAAUUAUGUUCACUUCUUUUUUUCUGCUUCUCUCUUUGCAAAUUAGGUUUGCUUUCAUAGCUACAAUAUUUGGGGAAUUCUUGGAAGCUUUGUUUUGGCUACAGCUGCCUCAAGCGCUUAAACAUUUGAUGGUUUUUGUGUGCAAUAGCUAUUUCAAUGGUUUUAUCUUGUAACGUUGUAAACAAUGGUUUGGCUGCUUGAUGGAUUUUGUGUGCAAUAGCUAAAAAACUUGUUUUACUACUUCAACUUAUAAAAAAUAAUUUAACUUCAACCUGAAGGCUGCUCAAUGUGAUCACUGAUCAGUUUGAAAUUUACAUAUAUGCUGCUGUUUAGUAUUUUGUAAUCUAUACAUUAUUUGAUUAGCUGAGUAGUUGUAGGGUCAAGUCUUCUUCUGUUUCCUUUUUUAGCUAAAUUGUGUCUCCCAUUUAAAUAUGGUAAUUACCAAAUUAUCCAAUAUUAAUUAUGUAAUCCACUCUUGAGUGGCCAAACAAUGGUAGAAUUUAAUUGAAGAUUCAACUGAUGAAGGAUAGGAUCAGGCAGGGUAGGUAUUGGUACAAAUCAGAAUGUUCCGUGCCUGCAUUUGUUUUUGGCUCUUCCUUAGAUUGCACAUGCAUAAAUAGAUACUCUUUUGAUUUAAGCCAUUAGUAAUUGUAAUUAUUUAAUUUAAAACAUUAAUUUGCGGGCAUGUGAUUCAUCUACUACUAAAUAAUAUGUAUGGACAGAUUGGGGCGAGAAGCAAGCCAUGUAUGUUAAUGGAAAUUAACCUGAAAGUGGUUCAUAAAGCUAAACUACACAUUGCACGUGUGCCUCCACAACUUUGAUGAACUAUACACAUUACAGACAUGCACUGCAUAACUUUGUAUUUAUGUUCAUUAUAUAUUAUAUGUGUGUUUGUGCCUUAUUGAUUUAGUUUAAGGGGGGAAGUCCAUUUGAAUUAAGUGUAAUUAAAAAACCUGGGUACCUCAUCACUGCAUUGUAAUCUCCCCAUUUAUUUAGAGGUCAGUAUUUCUUUAGAUAUAAAAGCACAUGCAUUUCUAUGUUUAAAUUUUCAUAUAGAAAUCAGUGUUUUUGAGUCUUUGCUAGUUGCUACUUAGUAAUAAAUUUCAUUGUUUUUCAUGGUAUCUCCAAGUACUAGUCAUUUCAGUUAAUUGGAUGUCC
Molecule: messenger RNA, 2035 nt
Organism: Arachis duranensis
Lineage: Eukaryota; Viridiplantae; Streptophyta; Magnoliopsida; Fabales; Fabaceae
Exons: 5
Coding region: 200-802 (200 amino acids)
Molecular function (GO): cysteine-type endopeptidase inhibitor activity
Source: RefSeq, a predicted model, not a curated record